Python bivittatus (Burmese python) is the source of this 678-nucleotide messenger RNA. Its product is annotated as lipase member M-like. Gene Ontology annotation, molecular function: hydrolase activity, acting on ester bonds. The record is from RefSeq and is a predicted model, not a curated record. NCBI's taxonomy places the organism in Eukaryota, Metazoa, Chordata, Lepidosauria, Squamata, Pythonidae.
AUGUGGCUCUUAUUUCUAAUGGCUUUUGCAGUCCAAGGCAUUUUGUCUUCUGGAGGAACAAUACCCAAAAGAGGCAAUCCUGAAGCAUACAUGAACAUUAGUGAGAUCGUUCGCCAUAAAGGAUACCAAGUUGAAGAAUAUGAAGUAGUAACUUCUGAUGGUUACAUCCUCACUCUAAACAGAAUUCCUUAUGACAGAAAUCAACAUUGCAACCUAACACGAAAACCAGCUGUGCUUUUGCAGCAUGGCUUUGCUGUAGAAGGAAGGAUCUGGGUUGCAAACAUGCCCCAUCAAAGUCUUGGAUUCAUGUUAGCAGAUGCAGGUUAUGAUGUCUGGAUAGGGAACAACAGAGGCAACUCCUGGUCUCGAAAACACCAAUACCUUUCAACCAAGCAACAGCAAUAUCAUGCUUUCAGUUUUGAUGAAAUGGCCAGAUAUGACCUUCCAGCAAUGAUUUCUUUUAUUGUGGAAAAAACCAGAAAUUCCAAGAUACAUUUAGUGGGCUAUUCCCAAGGUGCCACUCAAAGUUUGAUUGCACUUUCAUCCAUGCCACAUGUGGCUGAAAAGAUAAGAAUGUUCCAUGCCUUGGCUCCAGCAACCACACUUAAGAAUUGCCAAAGCCCAGUAGCAAAAUUGCUGCUCCUGUCAGAUGAUGUAAUAAAGGUAUUUGGUAUAUAA